AUGUCAAACGGGAACGGCGAGCACACUGCCGCAGCUGCCAACGGUUACCCCGCCAAACCCCACUCAUCCGAGUCGUCCCCGCGGAGUUUCCAGGAAGUGUGCCAAGAGCUGAAGGAUAAGGUCGACGCUUUCUUAGCGGAUGACCAGAAGACGGAUGUUCUGCGCAAUGUUCAAAAGCAGCUGCGCGCGUCAAUGGGGGUCGUUGACGAGGCGUUGGCAAGAUACAGCCUGGAACAGAUUUCAAUCUCCUACAAUGGAGGAAAAGACUGCCUCGUACUCCUGAUCAUACUCCUCGCCGCCCUAGCACGUCGAUACCCUUCUCUCCCGAAAGCCUCCCAAACGAACGGGUCGAACGGCACGACUUCCUUCCCUCCUGAAUUUCAGGCAGUGUACAUCGUAUCGAAGCACCCAUUCGCCGAAGUUGACGAUUUUGUCGAAACCACGAGCGCCGAAUACCAUCUAGACGUAAAACGAUAUGCCAUGUCAAUGAAAGAUGGACUCGAGGCAUACCUAGCAGACAGACCAACCGUAAAAGCCAUUUUCGUAGGGACGAGGAGGACAGACCCCCACGGCGAGAAGUUGACAGAUUUUGACCCCACGGACUCCGGGUGGCCUGCCUUUAUGCGGGUGCAUCCUGUGAUCGACUGGCAUUAUGCCGAAAUUUGGGCAUUCAUCCGACAUUUAGAAAUACCAUACUGUCCUCUAUAUGAUCAGGGCUACACGAGUUUAGGCGGAACGCAAGAUACCCAUCCCAACCCUCAGCUGAAGACUGAAGGACAGAACGGUGCGGGCUUCCGACCUGCGUACGAGCUUACGGAAGACGAUGAAGAGAGAUUAGGUCGCGAUAGAUGA
This is a messenger RNA of Colletotrichum paranaense, 852 nucleotides long. RefSeq names its product phosphoadenosine phosphosulfate reductase. Gene Ontology annotation, molecular function: FMN adenylyltransferase activity. The transcript is spliced from 6 exons. Lineage: Eukaryota; Fungi; Ascomycota; Sordariomycetes; Glomerellales; Glomerellaceae. The record is from RefSeq and is a predicted model, not a curated record. Gene Ontology annotation, biological process: FAD biosynthetic process. Bases 1 to 852 code for a protein of 283 amino acids.